Messenger RNA from Orussus abietinus, 7886 nucleotides. RefSeq lists its product as uncharacterized. Bases 313 to 7284 code for a protein of 2323 amino acids. NCBI's taxonomy places the organism in Eukaryota, Metazoa, Arthropoda, Insecta, Hymenoptera, Orussidae. The transcript has 13 exons. Gene Ontology annotation, molecular function: protein binding. The record is from RefSeq and is a predicted model, not a curated record.
CGAUCAAUAAAUUAUGUCAGAAAAGGGCCGCACUCGCGGCUAAGUCGUUUCUCCAGCGAGUCAGCUUCUCGGGUACGAGUCCCGCGACCGACGACGAAGCGAUUUCCCCAUUAGCGGACCUGAUAACAAGAGGAGUCCUGCGCAAUUUCGGCUUCUUUCGGCUUGGAAGAAAGAGAGCGCGUGGCGAGUGACAGACGGAUCAGAGGCGCGUUUGUUGUCAUGCUGCUGUCAAGCGGCAGACACUGUCAGUCGACGCUGUUACGAUGACAAUGGGCACGGAUGAGCUCGCGCAUGAAAGAUUAAACAUGCCUCAUGGCUGGAGGAGGUGGCAGCAACAGAAAAGGUGGAAGUUUGGACAAAUUAAACCCGAGGCUGUACCACCGACGCUUUCACACUUGUUCACCGAGCAAACCUCCUAACAGCGAAAGUUUUAAAAGGAGGCAGAAGCUGGAGCAUGGACGUACUUAUUCAUUGAACAUCGACUUGUUGCAACAAGAUAUCUUUAGAAUAUUGAAGGAGUCGCUGAAUUGUGAUUUUUACAUAAUACAUGGCUAUGAUGUCAUAAAGACGAACCAAUGUAUCAUAAGGGCCAGAUCACCAGACUUUUAUGCAGCUUUGAGACCUUACUUAGUGUACUGCGACAGGACAGUCAAAUGUUUUCUUCAUUCUCUCGGACUGUUCCAACGAGUAGAGAGUUUCGUGAGGCUUCUAUACCGUAACGUGGAUCCAUCUCAAGAGGAGAGGUUACUAGUAGAACUUAUUCUGAAUAUCGCAUUUGCGUCCAAAGUCGUCGAGUCUCCUGAAGCCGAUGGUAGAUCCUCCUUGAAUAAAAGAACAUGUAAAGAGACUGCGUAUGCAAGUGGUGAUGCAUCUGAACAAUUUGAAGAGAGUGAUGGAGCCUGCAGAACAAAUGUGAGUCCCUUGUCAUCUGAAAUGGCUGACUCUGGACUAGAGACCGGCUCAGUCAGUCCACAAGAGAAUACAGUGUCGGAGUCGUCAGGGAUGGACUUGGAUUCCCAGACUGCGGAGUACAUAUCCACUGACGAAGACCUGAACAAGAUCCACCUGAGUGAUGAGAACCUCCGGAGUCGAACCAAGCUCAAAGAGCAAAGUGCAAUCAACACUUGUAAUGGAGUACACGGUGCGAAAUCCCUAGUGCGAUCAGUGUUAGUGGAGUCAAAUUCUAAUUCCAAUCCUGGAACGGAUGCUACGUGCUCGUCGACGGAGCCGGAACCUCGCUUGGACUCGUCAGGUUCCUCCGAUGAGAAUCCCCAUCAGAGAGUCACCGAGGCUGAGGAGAUAGCUCUAUACGAGACCCAGGUGCUAAGUGAUCCAUUCUAUGAGUCAGAUUGUGAGAGCGAGGGGAACGAAAGAAUCAACUCGUUCGUCCCUACGGGCUCGUUCGAGUACAUAAAUCCUGUCAACGUUUCUUCAGCUGCUUCAUCGGUUGACCUAGAAAGGAACUCUAACAAUCAGGCCAAAUUCAGACAGGAUUCCAGUGACGAAGCUACUAACAGUAGACAGGACGAAGAGCCCAACGGUGACAUUAACUUCAAACAACAAGGUAGGAUAAUUAUUAAUAGCUGCGAAGAAGAAAUAUGUGGCGAUUCAAUAGCCAAGGAUGACGUUAAAAGUGGAGACGAUUCAAGAGAUGAAGAUAGAGAUCAGAAGAAUUCCUCGACAAGUUAUUAUUUCAUCGAUGCAUCCACUUUGAGUGAUGAUGCAGAAGUGGCUUCGGUGGCCCACCGAGACAAGCACUCGAAUGGUCGGUUACCUUCUUAUAUAUCUCACUCGAUGAACUGUGCAACCAGUCGACCUAGCAACCCUCCAGUAGAAGAUCAGUACCAUAAAUUUACUUCGAGGAAGUCUGCGAGUUUACAAACAGGCCACGAAAGGGUAGCAGAGUUCGAGAGAGAGCUGAAGCUUACGGAGCAUUUGGAACCACUUGCAGAGCCCCGGAAGGUGAAGAGGGUGGACUCUACAUCGGAGGAGAGACUCGAGGUGGACAGAGGUAUCGAUAAGGAGGCAUUGGCUGUGGAAAUUAAGGAAGCUGACAGCGGAGAGAGCACUCAACCCUCUCCUUGCCCUGACAAUAGCACCAGUAUUUCUGAAGACAAAGAUGAAGUUGUUACAGUGAGUAUCAAUGAGGCCCUUCCGAAGGUUUCAGAUAGACUCGAGGAGAAAGUCGAAGAGAAACCUUUAGAAGAAGAAUCCAAGACCACCGAAGACACAAGGAGGCCCUCUUUAAUUCGAAGAAACACUUUCGAGCUGGAUUCAAACGAGGAAAAGCUCUCCAUUCUAAGGCAAGAGUACGAGAGGAGACAAGGUAGCCUAGUUUUCCAGAACUCCAUCCCACAGUAUUCGGGGCAUAGGAUAGACGAUGACCCCUACUUUGAUCCUACUGCUCCGCCUGCUGAGUCCAGUCUAUCUGGGAUGGAGAGUUUAAAUGGUUUUAUGGAUGUGGUUCCAAAGGCCUCGGAGUACUCAACUUCGUGUCCACCAAUGGACAAGCUGGAGCUCGAUGUCACCCAGAAGGAGGUAGAGAGAAAUUAUUUUGGAUCUCCUCACAUGGCUUCGAUGGAAGCCUUGAAUAACCACAGCUUAGAAGGAAAACUCAUUCCCAAGACUGCUGAUCACUCUUCGACUUCAUAUCUGUCAUUCGACAAGUUGGAACUGGACACUGCCCAGAAAGAAGUGGAGAAGAGAUAUUUUUCAGAACAGAAGUCAUCGAUGAAUUAUCCUGUGUUGAAAAGUGCAAGCGACAAGUUUUUAGGUGAUUAUUUUGACGGAUCCACAGAAGGCUCGGAUGACGCCAGUAGCAGUCUGCCAGUGACGCUGAAUAGCAUUUUAGAGGGAGAGAAGAGGGAGUUAACGAAGAGAACCAAACGAGACGAAGCUACGCCUAUAGUAUCAGGUGGUGCCAGUACUUCGGACUUCUCGAAACCUACCGACAGCCCAAUUGUCCGAAGAAAGACAGAAUCUACACCGAUAGUUUCUGGAGGUUCGGUAAUUAUGAACGAACCUAAAACGAAGGGGAAAAAAACGGCGAGGAUGUUUUCUUCAAUGAGUGCCUGGGUCGUAGACAUGAGCGACUGUAGUAGGUCCGAUAUGAAAUCUUUGGAUGUCAAGGAUUCCCAGGCGGGAAUGUCACAGAGCUUGUCGAGUGCUGAUCACGCAAGAAAACCUACUAAGAAAAAAACUCAUGAAAAGCAUGGCAGUUUGGGUUUCUUUGUUAACCUAAAUGACAUGGAUACUCCAAAAGGACUCCAGAAGGAGAAGAAGGAUCAAAACGGGCCUGGGAAGCAGUACUGUGAAUUUUUCAUUGACAUGUCGGACAAGAACGAAGCAGGGAAAAAUCAAAAACAGGAGCCUUCGGAGGAGCCUCAGAAGAAACAACCCAGUGGCAGUGCCGAUGCAGGAGACAAGAAAAAUAUCUUUUCGAUGUUCAUAGAUUUAAAUGAGCCAGAAAAAAAGAAGUCUGAAGAGGUUAGGCCAAGCGAUAGAGCCCAGUUGUUUAAAGAAAGAAGGUUCGAUCCCAGACACUCAAAGCCACAGAGCUGUGAACAGCCGUUGACCGAAGCUAAGGGACUUCAGGAUCCAAAGCCAGUGAAAGAAAGGAACAAACCCAGUGUUUUUAUGUUCAUUGAAUCGGACUCUCCAGUGGUAAGAAGAAGAACUCUGUCCACAUCGAGGCCACCCUUCAAGAGGCAUUCCUGGAACCUUGAAAAGUCCCAAUCGGCUAAUGGCAACUGUCAACCAACAAAGGAACCGGCAUUCCGUAGGGAGCAUAAGCGUGCGCACAGUCUCUCUGUGGACCGAGGAGACGUUCGCAGGCUCCAAGCGAAGACCAGCAACUCUAGUCACUCCCUAAGCGAAGAAACCAGAGGGAAGGUACCCAAUGGUAAAUCUGCGGAACGUCCCCAGGAGACCGAGUCGAGGAACAUGGAUACCUCUGCAGAGGAUGUCUUCGAGUACGACGUAAGGGACACUCCUCCUAACUCGCAUGUAGAAAUAGUGGACGAAGAGAUAAGGGUCUGCAUUAAGCAUCACGACUACAAAGAGCUUGGGACUACUGAAAUCGUGGAAGGUGCCGAGCUUGAUGUCAAAGCUUAUGAAGAAGAGUUCUCCGAAGUGUCAGUGUGGGACAAAACAGGGACGGAGAGUACCGAAGGUCACACCAGGAAGAGCGAGACUUUCGACAUUAGCAGUGGCAGUGGACCAUCCCCCUGCAGCGAUAACCAGCAGUUCGAGCUAUCGGAUCUGGCCAAUGGAGAAGAUGUCGUACCCCAGUUGUCAGAUAGAACUCGAUUAGUUCCUCCAGUGGCUAGUAAAAUAAUGGAGACUCACAGGUCCUUAAGUGAAACGAUUAAAAAAAUAGAGUGCGAGUUUAAGAGUUCAGAAGAGGUCAGGUUGGAUCAGGGUAUUGAGGAAGAGGAAGAGUCUCAGAGAAGUAGAGGCUCCGGGGCCAGAGACGUGCGGACUCCUCAUCCUGGGCUUUCCAGAACCACGGGCUCCACUUUUGUCAGGCUCUCCGACCUCGAUAAGGCCCCGGCGAGAUGUCAAUCUACAGAGAUUAUGUCAGUUGACGAGGAGAAGGUAACUUAUCGCAUGAGCAAAAGCAUCCCGGAGACCUCUUGGAUCGAAAGCAAGCUCGUUGUCUCAAGGACUGGCCCGGUCAGGGCGAAUCCCAGGAGAAUUCAAUCGGCUAUGUCCACUUCAUUGCCUCCUAAGCAAAAGUCACCCAUGGAGGAGGUCAUCGGAGAAUUCGAUGGAGAAGGAUUGGUCUCCGAGUCUGAUCUCAGCAGUAUGCAGAGUAGCAUGGGCCGCUCUGGGGCAGAAGGGAGCACCGAGGAGACAGAAACGUCUAGCAUAGCCGGGGCGAAACCGUACAACAGGCUCGGAGAGGACCUUCUCAGGAUGUUCCUAGAAGAAAUUAAUCCAGACGUGACGAUUGACGUCGCUGGUCGACGAAUACGAGCUCAUAAGUGCAUUUUAAGCUCUCGGUGUCAAUACUUUGCUGCAAUUCUUAGUGGAGGUUGGAUCGAGAGUGCUGGAAAUGUUAUACCUCUUCAAGGAUAUUCUUACAAUGCAGUGCAUUUUGCAUUGUGUCAUAUAUACAGCGGAGAGAGUAAUAUACCAGAUUCUAUAAGUAUCGUAGAAUUGGCUACGUUAGCUGAUAUGCUGUGUUUAGAAGGACUGAAGGAAGUUAUCGGAUAUACCCUUAAAGUUAAAUAUUGCCACUUGUUCCAUAAACCCUGCCAAAUCUGUGCUGUCGGAGUGCUCGAGUGUAUGCCUUUAGCUGCUGCCUACGGUCUUGAUGAAGUCUACAGAAAAUCCCUUAGGUGGAUUACCAGACAUUUCGUGCGAAUUUGGCCCUGCAAAGCAUUUGCCACUCUCCCUCGAGAGCUCAUGGAGAAAUGUUACCAUCAACACAUUGUACACAUGUCUACGGACACUGUGCUGCAAACCAUGAUGGACUGCGACAAGCUCCUGGCCACUUUGCCAAAUGUUCGCUGGGCUGAACCAGUCUUUAGAUUGGUGUCGAACCUCCUCGAUACAUCUGUCAAGUACCUAUCGGAGAACUUCUCCGGAGUGCUGGGCAACGACAAGUUCCAGGCUCUGGGGCGAGAGCUCACCUGGAACAUCAGUCGCCUCGAGGACAAUUUUCUGGCAGCAGCUGAACGCUUGCCACCCGAACAAGCCUGCAAAAGUUACGCGAAAUUGCACAAAAUGUUGACCGCCGCUCAGACCUCGGACGACGCUUUGGGCAAGACGAAGUGGGGACAGCUCUUCGUGGAUUUCCUGAAGAAGAUCCAGAGCCGGGUCGAGAAGUGCCUCGUGAGGGAUGCCACGAGAGCUUCGAGGACCACCGCGUGGCUUAAGAUGGAUUUAGAGCUCCGCAGGAGGAUCCAAGAGUUAGCUUGCUUGGUGAUACUGCCGCACGAAGCGACGAAGAGGCCCUCCAGACAUUCCAAUUUCCUAAAGGAACCGAAGAUUCCGUCGAGUCGCUCUUCGGUCAGCCGCAGCUUGGACUUGAGGCGCGUGAAAAUGGCGAUAUCCGAACACAACGAUAAAACCACGAAGCCGGUGCCUGCGGUUCCUCCUCCGCAGCCGAAAAAGCCCCUUAAUAAGCCGAAGACUGAUCCUUUGGAGAGAAAAAUGCAGGAGGAUAAAUCGCACGCGGGUGACUCCACUAUGAGGCCUAGAUCAUGGCCCAACAAAGUCGAGGUAAAGUCGAGGUAUCUGGAGCCGAGGAGUAAGCCAGUCCCGAAGGAGCCUGCUCCUCCGGUUUUGCAACCUGACAAAAUGUCCCAGCAACGCCGGAAAAUAAUGAUCUCCUCCUCGGAUUCCUCGAGAACUUCCAGUCCCGCGAUGAAGCGAGCCGCCGAGAAGAAGCCUCUAGCCAAAAUGAAGCUACCGAUCAAGAAAGAUGUGAAGGCUCUUUCCUCCGAUAGUCUCACAGAGUCGAAUCAUAAUCGAACGAACGUCAAGAAAGAUUUAACGAGUAAAAGCUGCGGAAUCACGAGACCCGAAUCCCCGUCAUUGAAGCAGAAGGAAGGAGAUAUGGGAUUAUCGAUCGACUCCCUCGCAGAGCAGAAGAAAAAACCUAUCAUCAGAAAAAAACCUGGUAAAAUGGACACUUCGAUGUCAACGGACAGCCUGAUGACAGAUGUCGCAGCUACUCCGAAGUCAACGGUGUCCAACAAACUGUCACCGACUCUGAGUAGAGGAGCCAACAAGACUCCUGCGAAGAAGCCCUCGCCUCCGAUGCAGCAGAGAAGUCCAUUGACAGUCUCGAGGAGGCCUGCGAGGACCUUGGAAAACUCAACAGCAGCCAGUCGGAGCAGAGCUUUCGCAACUUCUGGUUAUCAGGGCUCGCCAAGUCUGAGAAGAAGCCUCCUGGACGCGGCAAAGACGCCAGACGUGCCUAACAGGACACAGAAUACUCAGCAGAGGGUAGGUGCACGCCAGGGGAGUGGUCAAGUGACAGCUGUCAACGUUGAUAAGGACAAAAGGAAGAAAGAAGGUCCAGGUGGUCAACAGGGUCAGGAGAGUCCUGGGAAAAAAUCCUCGCCGAAGUCUAACGGUGCUCUCAGGGCCAACAGAACGGCUGCUGUCAAAAAGACGACCACUGCUAAACCAGGUGAGGAUAAAGCGAAGACGAAGUGUCAAAACGGCGAACCCAAGCAGCCCACGGUCGGCUCCAGGUCCGGAACUUUUCUCAAGGACGAACCCACGAUUCUCAAGAGGGUGGAUAUGAAGUCUCCACAGGCUAGUGUUUAAUUUUUAUCGCAGUUACAUGUAUUGACAGAAUUAACAGAAGAGAAGGGUAGGAUUGUUAAAAGGCAGAAGUAAGAAUGGAGGUUUGUCAGGCUGAUGGUAACGACGGAGUGAAAGAGUAACGAAGAUAUGAAAAAAAAUAAUCUGUCAUGAUGACAGAAAUUAUGGCAGCUGGAGGAAAGCUCAGGAGUAAGUACCUUGAUGAGCAAACGUGUGAAUUGCCUCUUUUAGGCAUUUUUUGUGGAGAGAAAUAUGUCAUUGAUUUUUGAGAUGGUGGACCGAAGGUCAGCUUAUCGACAGCUAUGACAUGAGUAGAAAGUCUACUACCAAAGCUGUAGAAGCGAAAGAGCUGAAGCGCGAAUGAAAAUGGCAUGGAGAAAAAUCCUGACAGAGGAGUGAUACUUAAAAGAGUGGACGUACUAUUUUAAUUAUUGUUUAACUCUUGAAUUAUACAUUUUUUUUUAUAAGCUGCAUUUAUGGUGAAAAGCAUUGAAUUCACUGAGUUCUGAGUAUUCGGUAGGGCAGCAGAUAAUGGAAGUCUCUGUCAGAGUGAGGAUUAAGUAGUCAGCGAAGGAGGAUGAGCCGAUACUUAAAGAAAAACGAAU